This is a messenger RNA of Tilletiaria anomala UBC 951, 765 nucleotides long. Its product is annotated as RNA-binding domain-containing protein. Gene Ontology annotation, molecular function: mRNA binding. Gene Ontology annotation, cellular component: cytoplasm; exon-exon junction complex; nucleus. Gene Ontology annotation, biological process: RNA splicing. NCBI's taxonomy places the organism in Eukaryota, Fungi, Basidiomycota, Exobasidiomycetes, Georgefischeriales, Tilletiariaceae. The transcript is spliced from 4 exons. The record is from RefSeq and is a predicted model, not a curated record. Bases 116 to 649 code for a protein of 177 amino acids.
CGGAGCUCCUCGAACAACCACCUUAACCAGGCCGUGGAUGAUCAUCUGGCCAGGGACAGGCUCGCAGGGAUAAGGGGCAAGGACGACUGAGAAUAGGUUCGCAAGAUUGACCACAAUGUCAGACGCAGAAAUGAACCGGAACGACGCCGAUGUCGAGAUGGAAGAUGACCCUUCCAUCAAGCGAAAAGGGAGAGGCUUCAAGCCCAAGGCGGGCGACCACAGUGAGGUUUUGGAUGGCGUUCGCAGCAAAGGAUUUGACAGGGUAGAUGGCGCAACGCAGAGCCGAGAAGCGCGAUCCGUCGAAGGAUGGAUCGUGCUGGUGACCAAUGUACAUGAGGAAGCAACGGAGGAGGAGGUGAUGGACAAGUUUGCCGACUUUGGCGAGAUCAAGAACCUACACCUCAACCUCGACAGGCGGACAGGCUAUGUCAAGGGCUAUGCGCUGAUCGAAUACGAAACGAACGCAGAAGCGCGGACAGCCAUUCACGCAUGUGAGACGGGGUUGACGCUAAUGGAACAGGAGCUUAAGGCAGACUUUGCGUUCGUGCGACCACCGGCACUGGCUUCCGGGGCAGGCAAAGGAGGAGGAGGCCGACGAGGGAAUGCAGGCAGCGCGAGGGCGAGGAGUCGAAGUCCGUCACGCCGGUGAGGCCUGUGGACGAAAUGCCCCCAAGGAGGCGCACUCGCUCGCUGGCCGGCCAAUCUGCUCUGGCGCAGGUCACCAUUGUAUUAUUCCGCUUUCCAUGCCAUCCUGCGCUUUAGCAC